Messenger RNA from Symbiodinium sp. CCMP2592, 1104 nucleotides. The record is from the annotation of a GenBank genome assembly. NCBI's taxonomy places the organism in Eukaryota, Dinophyceae, Suessiales, Symbiodiniaceae.
AUGGCCAUAUCUCCGAGCGUCUGUUCUCUACCGCAGGGAUGUGGUGGACCAUUCCUGCAGAUUGGGUUCGGUGUUGCGUGGACGAAAGGACGAGCUCUGGCUUCGAAACUCCGAGGAAGGGAGGGCGGCUGCUGCCUCCUUGCUGCCAGUGCCGUACUUCUUGGGAGACACAGAGCCUUGAGGUCGAGGAGCUCGGUGGUCCUUGGAUGCAAGGCGCAGGAGUGGACCGAGCUGCUGGUGGACGGAGAUUCGCAUUCACGGGACGAUAUUUCUUGGGCUUUGCAGAACCUGCGCUCACGUGGCCAGCCGGUGAAGACGACGAUUUUCGCCGCACCGGCCCGGCUUCACAAUGGCAAGUGGUAUGAUUUCGUGCGAGAGCAAGGGCUGCGGUUCCAUGGUGUGCAGAGGGCCACGGGUUACAAGGAUCCCAACGACGAAGCGAUCGUCGGCUGCAUGAAGAAGCUGGUCAUGCUUGCUGGUGUGAGCCGAAUAGCUCUGCUAACAUCAGACUCUGACUUCUUGCAAGGCGCACAGCAUGUUUGCGAGGCUGGCGGGAAAGUCGUGGUGCUAGUGCCCGAAUCCCAGACGGGCACACGGAAGACUUACGCCGACGCAGGCCUCGAAGUCGUUCCCAUCGUCCGAACUGGGGCCAGGCAGUGUCCAAGAGUGAAGGCCUAUCUCCAUUCCGAUGGCACGGGAUCCCUGGAACGGUGCGAGCCGGUCCAGCCCCCAUUGGUUCGAGGAAGUGGCCAAGCUGCAUACCUUGCUGGAGCAGCUGGGUCUCUGGCAAGGGCCAGAUUCAAAACUCUCCACCUGCAUUGCCAAAUGCUGGUUCGCCAACUCCCUCGGCACGCUCACCCUCUUCCCCUUUCAUUGCGCUAUCUCGGAGCUCCACCAAGCACUUUCCGCAAUCAAGGGCGACUGCAGAAGAAUCUCCUCCCCUCCACUCGCCUUCUUCUUCCCGAUCGGCAGUGGCACGCCGACGUCGAAGCAAAAGACUACCUUUGGUGGAAGUCGGGCCGCGAGCAUUUUUCAGGGAGGCUUGUGAGGAGAUUGGGCUACUUCGACGACCACCUGAAUGCAGACCUCCGGGAGGCCAUGUUG